Penicillium odoratum is the source of this 990-nucleotide messenger RNA. RefSeq lists its product as uncharacterized. The coding region runs from base 1 to 990 and encodes 329 amino acids. The record is from RefSeq and is a predicted model, not a curated record. Lineage: Eukaryota; Fungi; Ascomycota; Eurotiomycetes; Eurotiales; Aspergillaceae. The transcript has 4 exons.
AUGUCCCUCAAAAGGUCGCAUAGCCAGUGGCCUGAAGGUAUCCCCUCAUUUAUUCGCCAACACGAAGAACAUGUCGAUUGGGACAAUCUCGAUGCCGCCACUCGUGCAUGGAGGCAUUUUGUUCGUGAGCGGUGGGUCGGCGGCGACACCGCAGAUCAACAGAAACGAGAUCUGAUCGAGGAAUGGGCGACAGCAGACCAAGGAUUUCGAGAUGGUUAUCACUCUCGAGCAUCACAGGAUGAGCCUAGUCUUUUCGAAGGCCCCGAACUUAAAGACGAGUCUUUCAUUGAAUGUGACGUUGAAGGUUUCGGCAUGGUCUACAUUUGUAUUACCGAAUUGAACGAAGAGAAACAAGCCUUACUGGCUAAGGCUAUACUAGGUUUAUUUCCGUGGGAGGAUGGCGAGGAAUUUCUAGCGAAGGAAAUUGUGAUGUUUUUGCCCGUGAAAGAUAACCAAGAUAUUCUCGAAAGUUUCAAGCUCCAGCGAAGCGUCGCCCGGCCCGAUUUUCUCGAUAUGCAUAUGGCGCUUGAUGGAACGGUGCUUUUCAGGGAUUUUUAUCCUAAGCUGAUUAUUGAUGACCGAACCCUAGAGACAGGACUAGGGCUUUGGGCUCAGUUCGAAACGAACGGUAUCUAUAAAACGGCCUACCGGGCCCAAAUUAUGUCGCCAGAACAUGCCGAAUGUUAUCGUGAUAUUGGUCCUGGCAAUCAGAGGUCGAUACCGCUCGCGUUGCAGUAUAUUGAGAAAAGGUAUCCUGAUCUUGAUGAGAAUAGGGAUCCGAAGUUUAUAUUAGAGGAUGAGCCAGUCGAUAUGCGGAAGCCGAUUGUGGACAUCUACCAGGGUGAGGAAGUCGAUCUAGUGGAUGACUAUGCUCCUGGCUUUCGUGAGGCAGAGGAGGAGGGCAAUGGCCUAGCGAUCGGAUUUGAUUUGCGAGGGAUACUUGCGAACGACGGAAGUCCCUUGAGAAUCACAGAUCAUGAAAGAUCUUAG